AUGUUUAAUUUUCUAAAAAUUAUUCUAGUGAUUUACUUAUUUGCGAGAAAAAUCAAUGGAAUUGACGUUCAUUUAUCUGAUGAUAUUGAUAAAGUGACACAUUUUGUUGAGGAAAUACUUAAUAUUAAUGACGAUGAAAAAUUAAACGAUAAGGCGGAAAAUUUGGGCGACAUGGAAAUCGAUGGAGAAAAAAAUUAUCAAGAGAUUGUUGAAAAAUAUUUCGUAAAAGUGCCUUCAAAAGAUGUAAAUAAUGAUGAAAUUAUAAGACUGAAGGGAUUGAUUAAAAAAGUAGAUGAUGUUUGGGGAAAAUAUGGAACCGCAGACUUGAAUGAUGAUGACAAAGCAGAGUUGGCUGAUUUGCCAGGAACGUUGAGUGAACUUUUCAAACUGUAUACGGGUAAUGGAAAGGGCGACUUACCUUCCAGAAUUGCGAUGGAUGAACAACCAAGUGUCUGCACGACCGUAAUGAAUGAUCAGGUCCGAUUAUGGAAAUUGCACCAGGCUGCAGUUCUGUCUGAGCUCAGGGGGCUUAUUUUGAACCUCAAAGCAGGUAAUGAUCGUGACACAGCAGCUGCCCAGGCUAUACUACAUUCAGAAGAGUACAUUUUAGCGACGGUAAAUGGCUUUAUUGUUGCCAAGUGCAGUCAUAGUCGUUGUGACCCAGAUGAACAUGAGCGAGGAAAAACAUUCACGGAGUUCCUGGGGCUUUUCCAAGGGACAUUGGUCAAUGAAGUACAGUCAAGUAACAGACAAGGCGAUACUUGCACCGACAGUUGUGGUACUCUCGAACAUGCUCGAAUUGGAAAAUGUUACAUGCAAAUGAUCAAAAAUCGCACAGAAGUUUAUUGUCAAAAAAAAGACUGUCACGGAACACUAUUUAAUUGUAAUAAAGGCGGUGUUACUACAGCCUGUGAACUGGAGAAGUCAUCGGACCGACGAAUCCAGUGGGCGGAUACUGCAGAAGCCGGUGUUCUGGGAGUAAAAGGCGAUGACUGCGAUGGUGAAGAAAAGCUUCUGAAAGAUUAUAAUAAGGGUGGAACAAAUUGUCCAGUAUGUUAUUGUACUUGCGCUGAGGAAGACGGCAAGUCAGAGGCACUUAGAGCUAUUAGUUUGAUACCACAAUUUUCCGAUAUUAAAAAAAAUAAGAUAGUCACUGGCGUGCAAUUUGUUGAACAAGAUCAGCUUAUUCACAUCCAAAUCGAACAAUCUAGCUUGGUAGAAUUUGGCGAAAUCGAUCCAGGGUCAGAAGAACUUGUUGACUUAAAAAAAUUCACAUACAGAGAUUCCGGCCUAGGGUACUUUGAAAUGAGGGCCAAUCAUAAAGAUAACAAAUUGGCCGACGGUGUUGGAUUCAAAUUUAUUACCAGCGACGAGCGAAAGAUCAGUCUGGAUCAAGUGGUGGCUCCAGACGGUGAAGUUAUCGUCGGAGUUACUUUUGCUUGGAAUGAGGAUACUGGUGCCAUUGAACUGCGAAUCUUAUCAUGGCCAUUUGAUUUCGUUUCCGGUAGACUCACUAAUCCAGUAAAUUUGUCUCCUGAUGAUAAUUUGGACUGGAUCAGUUGGGAAAAUUCAGCAAGGCGCUCGAAAUUUUAUAAUACAGAGAGGAGCCAAGUUGAUUUAGAUGAUCUGGACGAUCCAAUAAAAGCAAUGACUCGAAACGAGCGGUAUUCAAAACCAAAUCAAGAGCUAGAGAUUGGAACCACUGGCUACAAAGCCGACAUGGCGCAACACACCAUCCCCUACUUGGACCUUCUACCAGUAACUUAUUCCGAGGUCAAGAGCCCGCUUCGAGGAUUAGAAAUAAUUUACAAAAGAUCUGAAGGCUAUGGAGGUUUUCUGGCCUUCAGAAUUCACGCCUAUGAUUUUACAGAUAAAUUUGCCCCUCAGAUGUCGCAGGCGGAUCUCGAUAAAUAUCAAGCCAACUUUGACGAUUCUCUCGUUCUUGAUGUACCAUCACUGGAUUUACAUUCGCUGGAAUCAAUUGACAAAAUAAUAAAUUUUGUUACAACUACCGCUGAAUAUUUAGAUUUUUUUUUUAUUGAUGCCGCCGCCGAAGAAUUGGAUAAUUUAGAAAUAGACGGGACUAAAUAUUACAGUGAAAUUAUUGACAAAUAUUUCGUAUCGGUACCUCAUGAAAAAGUUACUGAUGAAGAAAUAGAAGAUCUUAAAAAUCUGAUUACUGUUAUUGACGGAUUGUGGGAGUUAUUUGGCCGCUCAGAGUUGGAAGGCUCUUACAAAAGAAACUUGAGAGAUAUUUCGUUAACGUCUUUACAACAUAUACUAAAUAAUCUUUAUUUAGAUUACGUGGGAAAUAAUAAAUUUACUGAAUUGCCUCGGCGCAUAGGAAAGGAUGAACGUCCCCAAUUAUGCGAAACAACGAUGAAUGAUCAGGUACGGCUCCGCAAAUUGCAUCAAGUCGUUAUUUUAACAGAACUCCGGGGAUUCAUUUUGACGUUAAAAGGAUUAAAUGAUGGAGAAUCUACUAAUAAAGCAGUAGCUCGAGCAAUCAUACAUUCAGACCAAUAUUUACUGGCAUCUCGAUCUGGUUAUGUUUCUACAAAAGACAUAUUUCGUCGCUGCGAUCCACAAAAACACAUUCGCGGUGAAACAUUUACCGAAUUUCUGGGCCUAUUCCAAGGGAUAAUUGCUAAUCAGAAACAAAUAAACUCUGGUAAUGAAUGCACUCAAGCAUGCAGUGUCCCGGAAAAUUCGCGAAUCGACAGAUGCUACGAAAUGUUUUGGAUUCACAAUACAUACUGUAAUUUGAAAGAAUGCCGAGGUCGAGUUAUCGACUGUCAAUCUAUGGGCAGUAACGUCACAGCCUGCGAACUGGACGAAACGUCAGAUCGACGCAUCGAGUGGGCGGUCGUUCACGAAAGAAUACGCAAGCCUAAUAGAGAAUAUAAUCACAUGUUGUUUGGCAGAAGUAUUAGAGUUAAAAGAAGACCAAGGAAAAAGUUGUUGCCGGAUACUUGUAACGGAAAAGUAACGACUUUUGAUGAUAAUGAUGCUGAAUUGACGUAUUGUCACAAUUGUAGAUGCGUUUGCGCUGAAGAAGACGGAAAAUCCUCGGCUUUAAGAACACUUAGUUUGAGACCACAAUUGUCGGAUAUUAAAAAUAAUAUGGUAGUUACUGGAGUACGUUUUGUGGAAAAAGAUCGACUUGUUCAUAUUCAAAUCGAACAAGCUAAAUUAGGCAGGUCUGGUGAUAUUGAAUUUGGAACUGAACAAUGGAAGGAACUUGAGGACUUCGAGUACAGUGACGCCUUCGAGGGAAGUUUUCAACUAAAAAACCGCGGGAAUCAAUCAUUGAUAGAGAAACAAGAUUAUAUCUUUAUAACUGCCGAUUAUAGAACGAUAAAUAUCGAUUCGCUGCGUACUCCAGAAGGUCAAGUUCUUGUUGGAGUACGCUUAGCUUUUGAUCCACAAACUGAAGCUAUUGAAGUGGAAAUUUUGGCAGCGCCAUUUGAUUAUGAGACGGGCGAGUUGGAGGAACCAGUUAAUCUUUCUGGAGAAGGUCCUUUGAAUUGGAUCUCGUGGAAAAAUAAUCCGUAUCCUUCUGAAGACUACAAGGGGGGUUACAGACGAGAAGUAAAGUUGGAUAAUUCGGAUGAACCUUUAAAAGGACCAAAUGAAAAUCUGCCCUCUUUUUCUUUCAACCAGAAACUUAAGAUAAGAGCGACGAGUUACGAAUUGGAUUUCGCACAACACACCAUUCCUUAUUUAGAUCUUCAACCAGUGAAUUUUGACGGUAUAAAAAUUCCCCUAGCUGGAAUCGAUAUAGUACACAGGACACAAAAAGGCUACGGAGGGUUUCUCGGUUUAAGAGUACGUGCUUAUGAUUAUACUGGUCACGUUAAAUAUGAAAUGACCCAAAGUGAUUAUGAUAAAUUUAAAGCUGAUUUCGAUGACGAUAUUUUUUCAUGUAUUGUUAAUUUUGAUAACAAAAAUAUGUCCAUCUUAUAA
Molecule: messenger RNA, 3966 nt
Organism: Microplitis demolitor
Lineage: Eukaryota; Metazoa; Arthropoda; Insecta; Hymenoptera; Braconidae
Exons: 13
Coding region: 1-3966 (1321 amino acids)
Source: RefSeq, a predicted model, not a curated record